GUCUGAUCGUGGAGCAGUAUCCUUACCUCAGGAAUGUUCUGGACGAGCUGUGGAAACAACCAGAGAGAUUGCUCUUUAUAUUUGAUGGUUUGGAUGAAUUCAGGGCAAGGAUUGAUUUCGCUGACAGUCGGAGAGACACAGAGCCUCAGCGCAGGUGCACAGACCCUGAAUUCCUCUGUGAUCUGUCUGACAUUGUGUACAGUUUAAUGCAGAAAAAGCUGCUGCCAGGCUGCUCAGUGCUGGUGACCAGCCGCCCCACUGCAUUACAUUUACUGGCAAAGGCUCGGGUCAGUGUCUGGGCUGAAAUCCUGGGAUUUGUUGGUGAAGAGAGGAGGGAAUAUUUUCACAAGUUCUUUGAAGAUCAGGAGUUGGCGGCUGCUGUUUACAGCCACGUGGAGGAGAACGAGCUCCUGUUCACCAUGUGUUACAACCCGUCCUACUGCUGGAUCCUCGCUCUGUCUGUGGGUCCCUUCUUUACACGGAAACUCAGCAACAAACAGCGAGUUCCCAAGACAGUCACACAACUCUUCUCCUAUUAUAUUUAUAACAUAUUAUCACAUCACAGUGUCAAGAUGGAAAGCCCCCGUGAUGUGAUGCUGAAGAUUGGUGAGAUGGCCUUCACUGGAGUCUCCCAGAGAAACAUUGUCUUUAAUGAUGAAGAUCUGUUCAAAUAUAACCUCCAGCCUUCGCAGUUCCUCUCUGGUUUUCUCAUGGAACUUGUGGAGAGAGAGUCUUCAGAGCACAGCGUAGUCUACACAUUCCCGCACCUCACCAUCCAGGAGUUUGUAGCCGCACUCGCUCAGUUGCUGACUCCGAAUCCAGAAAGUAUUCAGGAUUGCUUCUAUCAAGCUCACAGUAAAGAGGACGGCCGGUUUGAGAUAUUCCUGCGCUUUGUUGCUGGUCUCUCCUCCCCACGGGCAGCUCAGCCACUGGAGGAGUUUCUGGGCCCAUUUGUCCAUCAGACAACCUGCGCGGUGAUCGAUUGGCUGAAGGAGAAGGUUAAAACUCAGAUCAGAGACACAGACACCGUGAAUGCGAAAAGGAAGCUGCUGAACACACUCCACUACCUGUUUGAGUCUCAGAAUCAAGCCCUGGCACAGCUCACACUGGGCUCUGACCACACACUGACAUUUGGUGACUCCUCUCCAGAGAAAGCAUUGACACUGACACCGAUAGACUGUGUUGUGGUGUCUCAAGUCAUUGGACUGUGUGACACAAUAAAAGAACUGAAUCUGACGAACUGCUACAGUCGGGAGGAGGGUCUCCAGCGUCUGGUUGCUGCUCUGCACAAGUGUCAAAAGUUGCUGUCUGGGGUUCACAGUGUUCGGAUAAGGAGAGGAUAGAGAGAUUCACUGCCCAGAACCUGGAGAUUGUAGGCCGGGCUUCCAGAAGCCAAGACAUUAGCCUCACUCACACACUGACUGAGGGUUACAGUGCUGUUGGAAUAGACUCAGCGUAAACUGUGCUGCUGCCAGGACCA
Messenger RNA from Callorhinchus milii (elephant shark), 1480 nucleotides. Its product is annotated as NACHT, LRR and PYD domains-containing protein 3-like. The record is from RefSeq and is a predicted model, not a curated record. Gene Ontology annotation, cellular component: cytoplasm. The transcript is spliced from 2 exons. NCBI's taxonomy places the organism in Eukaryota, Metazoa, Chordata, Chondrichthyes, Chimaeriformes, Callorhinchidae. Bases 207 to 1343 code for a protein of 378 amino acids.